Penicillium cataractarum is the source of this 1926-nucleotide messenger RNA. RefSeq lists its product as uncharacterized. Lineage: Eukaryota; Fungi; Ascomycota; Eurotiomycetes; Eurotiales; Aspergillaceae. Gene Ontology annotation, cellular component: nucleus. Gene Ontology annotation, biological process: regulation of DNA-templated transcription. Gene Ontology annotation, molecular function: DNA-binding transcription factor activity, RNA polymerase II-specific; zinc ion binding. The record is from RefSeq and is a predicted model, not a curated record. The transcript is spliced from 5 exons. Bases 1 to 1926 code for a protein of 641 amino acids.
AUGGCAUCGAGACUCGCGGCAUGCGAAUCCUGUCGCAAGGCUAAGCUAGCCUGCGAUCAUCAACAGCCCGUGUGUUCGCGAUGCCAGAAGAGUCGUGGCGUGUGUAUCUACCGCACGGCCCCAUUCAAGCGGCGGCGGGUCGAGAAACCGAGCGUGCGAUCGCCUGAUCCAUCGCCUUCAUUCGAGCCCCGGCGCAAUCUAUAUCCGAAUCCUGGAUACUUAGGCUCAUCGAGUCAUGCUGCCAUUUUCAAGCAUAUCACCCCAUCUACGGACGGUGAGCAAAGCACGAGUAACCAACUACUGGGCUCCGAUAACGUGAGCUCGCAAUGGAUCGGUGACAAUCACCUGCUACUGCAGGGUGCAGAUGUCCUGCGACAUCUAUUAACUACUUACUCCUUAUCGGCGAUGAAAGACCUCGUCUUGUUCUGGCUAGCCAAGGGUGCAAAUUUAGCCCUCGCAGAACCAUUCGUUGCACAAUGCGCCGAGAGUGUCAGUCAAUUAUUUGCAUCGCAUGAUGAACAGUGGCAUUUGGUAUAUGCACAGCGUUUACUACGGAAUUCCGCACGGCCACUGCAGUUUGAUUCAGCAUCGGAUCUCGAGAGCUUUUCAACGCAGUUUCUAGACCAUAAUGCCAGGUGGGAAACGUUGGGGAUUUUCUUUGCGGCUGUGAGCCGAGCAACGAUUGAUAUCCCAUUCUUUCCGGUGCUAUACAAUUCUGAGGAGCAGCAGUAUACGUUGAGACGCCUUGCCACUAAACUGAGUGAUUUUUCAUUGGAGAUCUCCUUGUCGCUGGAUUGUCUUAAUGACUUGCAGCUGAUGGUACAGUACGAGAAUUUUAUUGUACAUUCUUACGUGGAUGGUGAUCAGAGCUAUCACACUUGGCGCAAGCUUGGAGACGUGAUUUCCUCAACCUUCGCCCUGGGAUACCAUGAGAACCUCGAAGCAAAGCCUGGAAUCCCAUUGUUUCUUAUGGAACUGCGCAAGACAGCAUUUGCUAGGAUCUACUCUGCAGAUAAGAACAUCGCCAUUUUCCUUGGCCGCCCACCACGAAUGAAUAAACGCUUUUGUCACUUCCAGAUUCCAUCUGACGGAACGAUAGUACGCUCACUGGGAACUCGCUUCACCUGGAGCCAGGACGCAAGGGCUGGUUAUAGAGCAGACACGUGCUGGUCUGCUCUUUGUGCUUCCUUGAAAGAGGAGGUCUGGGAAUUGCUGCAAGAUAAGCAGGAUGCUGAUUGUGUGCGGAGGGCAAGCCUCAUUCAGCGAAGAGCCGAAGAACAGUGGGAGGCUCUCCCACCACAGUUCCGUCUGGAGAGCAGCCUGAAGCAGUGUGCGCAGAGCCCCUUUGAUCGAGACUUCUUAGCACACGUUCGACUUAACCACCUACAUGUCCUAUUUUUGCUGCGGCUUCUGCUUCUAAACACGCUCACUGAGCCUGAUAUCCCUAUUAUCGAGACAGCGGGACAAAUGCUAGCUCUCGUGGUGGAACUCAUCCUGCUACGAGACCAAUUGACCAAUUCAGGGACCGGUCUCAUCUGGAAGGUCGCAUACUACGGCCUCCCAGCAGCAGGAAUAAUCCUCCUAGCAUUACUAAAACAACACUCCCACUCCGCACCGGGAAUAUCGCGAACGAAAAUCCUCCGAGAUCUGAGCGUCUUCGUCGCAGAGGUCCAAAUCGGAACGAUAGUGAAAACCGGGGAUCCGAAUUAUGCGUUGCUAUCAAAAGCCACGCAAACGAUUCAGCGGUUCCUGGACUCGUUCAAUUCAGAUGCUGGGCAGCCUCAUGAUGCCGGGACUGAUGAUGCGAAUGAAGAUUGGGCAGCUUUGUUAAGUCAGGAUUUGUGGGAUUUCGAGGCUGGGUUUUGGCAGAGUUUGGCUGAUCAUCCGUCGCUUUUGGUGCUGGAUCCUCCUUUGCCUGGUGUGUGA